AUGGACGGUUUCGAGAAAACGAGCCUCGAGGAGGACAACUUUGGCGCCAGCGGAGGCAUUGUCAAGGCGUUUGACGCAUUCCCCAAGUCGAAGCCCCAAUAUGUCCAACGGACGUCGGACGGCGGCAAGUGGACCAUAGCCAUGCUCUUCUUUUCUGUUCUGUUUGUCUGGGCUGAGGUGUCCCGCUGGUGGGAUGGCACCGAGUCGCACAACUUUGCCGUCGAGAAGGGCGUCUCCCAGGAAAUGCAGAUCAACCUCGACGUCGUGGUCAACAUGAACUGCGAGGAUCUACACAUCAACGUUCAGGAUGCCGUUGGCGAUCGCAUCGUCGCCAGCGCGAAGCUCAACCGCGACCCGACUGUUUGGGCCCACUGGGCGACUCGGCAAGGCGUGCACAAGCUCAAUCACGAUGAGCACGGACGUGUGGUCACGGGAGCUGGCUGGCAGCAGUUUUCCAUACACGAGGAGGGUUUCGGAGAAGAGCACAUCCACGACAUUGUCAGCCUGGGAAAGAAGAAGGCCAAGUGGUCCAAGACGCCCAAGCCAAGAGGACAGACUGACAGCUGCCGCAUCUUUGGAAGCAUGGACCUGAACAAGGUCCAGGGAGACUUUCACAUCACUGCCCGUGGCCACGGCUAUUACGAGACUGGCCAGCAUCUUGACCAUACCAAGUUCAACUUUUCGCACGUUAUUAACGAGUUCUCCUACGGUCCUUUCUACCCCAGCCUCGAAAACCCCCUCGACCGUACAGUCAACUUGGCCCCUGCCAACUUCCACAAGUUCCAGUACUACCUGUCGGUUGUGCCAACCCAGUACACCCACGGGUCGAAGACGAUUACGACGAACCAGUAUGCAGUCACGGAGCAGAGCGCUGAAGUUGGCGAGCGAGCGAUCCCGGGCAUCUUCAUCAAGUACGACAUCGAGCCAAUUCAGCUGUACAUCAAGGAGACCCGCGCCACAUUCCUCUCCUUCAUGCUGAAGAUUGUCAACAUCAUUAGUGGCGUGUUUGUGGCUGGCCACUGGGGCUUCACGCUCACCGACUGGGCAAAAGACAUCAUCGGGAGGAAGCGCCGAAGCGGCGGAGGCGUGGGUGUGAUCGGCUCCAAAGGGGGAUUUGAUGACUAG
Clonostachys rhizophaga is the source of this 1125-nucleotide messenger RNA. Lineage: Eukaryota; Fungi; Ascomycota; Sordariomycetes; Hypocreales; Bionectriaceae. The record is from the annotation of a GenBank genome assembly.